AUGGAAAAUGAGGAAAUACAUUUUUCUGAUGUUGUGGAUACACUUUAUACAACGUUCAGUGGAGUUAUUGGCAAAGACGUUAUUGAAACUGUUGUAGAAAGUUAUGACGGUGACUUGAAUCAAUCUGCAAAUGCAUUAAUGAGUAUCAGUAGUGAUGUAAGUCCUACAAAUUUUGGACCGCCUUUGCCGACUCCAUCAGGAUUACAAAUGAAUCCACAACAUCAGAUUAACAAUAUGACUACGACAAUUGCUCCACAAAAUGGUAUACCAUAUGCACAGGUGUCUCAACAGAGACCUCCUGGCAUGCAAUUAAAUUCACCAAGCCCACUUAUUAAAGAAAGCAAAAAUAUGUCAUCAUAUCCAGAGAUUCAAGAAAUAAUUAAUCAGUAUAAUUAUGGUUGGCGUGUGCUAAUCAUUAUGAGGGGACCUCCUGGGUGUGGAAAAACACAUCUUGCUCGGGAUAUAUUGCAAUGUACUACUGGCUCAAAACAAAAACAAGAUCUUGAUAGGCACAUCUUAAGUACAGAUGAUUUCUUCAUGUCAAGGGGUGUUUAUGUAUUUGAUAAAUUUAAACUUCAAGAGGCACACUCAUGGAACCAACAAAGAGCAAGAUAUGCCACGUCACAAGGGAUUAGUCCUAUUAUAAUUGAUAAUACAAAUAUUCUUAUCUGGGAAAUGGAACCAUAUGUGAGGCUCGCAGUUGCAAAUGGAUAUGUUAUACAUGUGAUUGAUCCCAAAACACCUUGGGCAAGAAAUGCCUAUCAGCUUUUUAAAAGAAAUAAUCAUAAUGUUCCCUUGCACUCAAUAAAGAGGAUGUUAGAAAACAAACAGGAGGUUGUAAGUGGUGAAGUUUUGGUUAAGAAGCUAGGCUUACAUUAUCCUACAGAUUUUAAUCCACCUGUUCUAAGGAAAUACCCUGAUUUUAUACAACUUAUCACCUCACCAACUAUUAAUACCAACAAUGAAAGAGAAACAGUAUCUGUUGCAAUUACCAAUGUUCAACAAGAUUUUCAGACACAAAAUAAUAAAACAUAUCCAGAUGGUGUGACUCAAUCUUAUAAUGAAAGCAGCAGCUAUAAACAAGGUAUGUCAUGGAAAGAAGAUAAGGUUGAUAUUGAAAAUUCACCUCAACUAACACCAAAUGUAAAACAGUAUGAAGAAGUUCAAGUAUGUUUAGAAGAAUUUGAAAAAUUAGAAACAGCAUGGGAUAAUGGAGAAAAAUGGGAUGAGGACACUCAAAAACCAUCAACUUCUAAUCUUACUUGUUCAAGUGAACCAUUAACAGCUAGACCACCCCGAAGUAAAGAAAUACAAGAACCUAAAGAGGAAAAACCCAUUAUACCAAUAGAUUAUUUCAAUGACUGGAGAAAAUAUUUACCACCCUUAACAGACCCACAAUAUCCUGUUCCGGAAAAAAUGUCGCCAGUAAUCAUAGAAAUGAAAAGCAUUGGAACUAUCAUUGAAAAUGGAGAUAUUUAUUUUAACUCAAAUUUAAAUAGUUCAUACAAAAUUCUUACUACAAUUCCAAGAAACAUAAACACAGAUGUUAUUCAAAAACAAGAAAAGAUACCUGACAAAAGAAUGUUCGACAAAAGUACAUCUACAUACAAUGAAGAAAUAUCUAUGCAACCAUUCAGAUGUCAAAACGAAGAACAGCACUUUAAAGCUUUCCGAAGGAUGUUUAAGAAUAUAUCAAAAUCUGAUCUAAGAGACGUUUUCGAAAAUUGCUGCGGAGAUGUUAAUUGGGCUGUAGAAAUUGUUAUAGAUGGUAUGACCAAUAAACAGUUUGGGCUUGUAGAAGAAAAUAUUUCUGAUGACGAGGGUGGCACCGAAAGCCCCGAUAGAUGUGAAUGUCUUGCAGCUUAUAACAUAAUUCCUGAUAUUCGACCAGUAAACGAAAAAGUUGACACAGUAUUAAAAAAAAUUACCAAUCAAAACAUGACUAUUGCUGCAUCUCCUAGAAGAGUGCGUAAAGAAAUAACCAAAUCUGAAGUUUCUUUGAAGAUGAAGCGUCAAAUUGAAGAGAACAUUGUAAUCGGGGAAAACCAUUAUUCUGAAAGCCAUUUAAAAGUUAGGAAUUGGCGACGUGGUAAUCAUGGAAACAAAAUAGAAUCACUGAAAACUGAUACGAGUGAAAUAAAUCUUCCUAGCACUUCUGAUGCAAUUAUUAAUAUGCCACAUGAAGGGUCUGACGAUGAAGCUAGCAGUUGCGCAAGCGAUGUUGAAAAAACCGUUAAUGUUAACAUUGGAAUGGAAUUUAUUAAGGAGCUAGACAGGCUGUUUGGUAGAGAUGAUAUGAAAUAUCCAGAUAACAUUGUUCCAAAUAUAAAUGUGCCAAUGUCAAUACUGAACGAGAUUAAUGCAUUAUGGAUGGAAUCAUUGAUGCACCAACUUGAGGAAGAGAGCAAGCAAACAGAGGUCAUGAUCGAACAGGAUGCCGAGUUUGCAAGGUUAUUAGUUGCGAAGGAAGAAGAAAUGCUUUUAAGUGGCAAAGAGCCAGAUAUUCCAGAUUUUAAAGAGAUUAUGGAUAUGGAUCUUGCACUGUCCUUGUAUCAAAAGGAAGUCGCCGAAUGGCGCAAUAAAGAACCAUUAGAUUUAGCAGCGAAAAUGACAAGAGACAAAUUAUAUAAUCUGUUUCCCGAUAUUGCUCCGGAAAUAUUAUCGGAGCUUUUAAUGGCUCAUGAUAAUAAUUUUCAAAACACAGUGGAGGUCCUGUUGAUUUCAACGGGUAGGUCGGAUAUUCUCGAAGUUAAGAACGGUGUGAAUAAGUUUGUAAUGGAAAAAGAGAUGCAAAGGAAAAUGCGUUUUAUCGAGGAAAAGAAAAAGGCUCUGUCCGAAGUGGAAUGGCCGUUCUUGCCUUCGGACACAAAAUUAACAAUGGCGGACGUGAACCACUUCAGAGCUGAAGCCGCAAACCACUUGGACCUGCGACAAAAGAAUUACAACAAAGCACGCGACUACAUCAAUCGCGGAUUACUGUCUGUGGCUAGUUAUUACUCCGAGCUAAGCGCCUACCAUACUAUGCUCUAUGAACAAGCUUCUAGUAAGGCCGCUAACGCUUUGGUCCAUGUAAACUCGCGACGUAUGAAGGACAACUCUACCAUUGACUUGCACAGUAUGCGAGUGCUUGAAGCGAUAGAGUCGUUAGAUCUUUUCCUCGAUAUACACAUUCGCAAGCUGAAAGAUCUAAACGGAAGGAACGGUGUUAGGAGCCAAGUGUUGUAUCUGAUAACUGGGAGGGGAAAACAUAGCCCGGCGGGGCCGAGAAUCAAACCAGCUGUCAAGAAGCGACUGUUCGAAAGGGGUUUUUACAACUACGAGCUAAACCCAGGUCUGCUCACCGCUACUGUGACAGCGAACCACAAACUAUCCGAUGAGAUCGCCUAG
Messenger RNA from Leptosia nina, 3387 nucleotides. Lineage: Eukaryota; Metazoa; Arthropoda; Insecta; Lepidoptera; Pieridae. The record is from the annotation of a GenBank genome assembly.